AUGGAAACGACAACGGAUGACCAACAAAAUGAACGGCAACGAACCUUGACACAGCUGAAAAACACGGAAAUGGAAUUUUAUCGAAUGCAAUUGGUGUCCCAUUGGAUCAUCCUCUGCUUCGCCCUUAGUGAAUCCCUCCUUGCCAUUAUCGUCUAUUCCAGCAGCUUCCUUGAGUCGGAUUUUCUCUACAUUUUAGUCUCAUGUUUAUAUGGUGCGCAAUCAUUUCUACUCGACAUUUAUUGUAAAUCGUGUGAAAAACAAAUUAAGAAAAAGUUAACUUUUCUCUAUACUUUGCUAUCGUCAAGUUUAAAUCCGGCCAUUGCUAAUGAAAAGGCAAAAAUUGAAACAAUUUUACGAGACGAUUGCUCCAUUUCUGCAUAUGGGGACUUGCUUCUUUUACGAGUGUACAUAGGAUACAUCGUCCUUUGCGCCAGGGCACCGUUUUGCAACUGGGCCAUAGUUUUUGGGUUUUUGAUUGAUCUAUCCACUAUUGUACGGCUUCUUUUUUCUUUCAAUCAUACAACGUGGAAGCUUACCCAUGGAGCGGUAAUGGAAAUAUGCCAUGUCAUUAGGGCUAUUAGGAGAAAGAUUGCUUCAACAAGACCUUCAAGGAAUCGAGCU
This is a messenger RNA of Mesorhabditis belari, 621 nucleotides long. The record is from the annotation of a GenBank genome assembly. Lineage: Eukaryota; Metazoa; Nematoda; Chromadorea; Rhabditida; Rhabditidae.